Molecule: messenger RNA, 1981 nt
Organism: Aplosporella prunicola CBS 121167
Lineage: Eukaryota; Fungi; Ascomycota; Dothideomycetes; Botryosphaeriales; Aplosporellaceae
Exons: 2
Coding region: 125-1981 (618 amino acids)
Biological process (GO): transmembrane transport
Cellular component (GO): membrane
Molecular function (GO): transmembrane transporter activity
Source: RefSeq, a predicted model, not a curated record
CUCAGGAUGAUCUAGAGUCAAGCUUUUGGCACGGUGUAGGUAGAGGUGCCUGACCUGCGAGCUUCACUGUGGGGUAGCGAGCUUGGGUGCUUGGCAUCGCGUCUUUGCGGGGGGCGAUGGCAUCAUGCGUGCGCUGCCCCUCUUGCCGGAUGGGGCGUUUGCGCCGCUGAAGCGAGCCGUUUUGGGCGUGUUAGAUGGCUUCUUGAUGGGUUGUGGGGGUAUUUUCCACCCGUAUGGCACCAUUGAUAGCAUUAUUGCGUUUCGUGGACGCUAUUGGUUGGGCUGGGAUGAAGAGAUGGGCUUGCUGUGGCAAUGGGUUAGUCACUUGGCUACGGAAGUUCCCCUCUCUGGGCGGAGCAGCGACCUCGUCGAGACCAAACAAACCCUCUCCCCUUACCGCUUACUGCCGUGGCUACGCUCGAAACACGCCGUAUAUCUAGACAGCAUUGCGACCGAAAAAAGCGUCUUCGACGACCCCGAGCUCGCCGCAUUCUACCACCCACGCGCCGACUACGAGAACCUGCACCGCUUCGACCCAUCCUUCCGCUGGACCUACCGAGAAGAGCUAUCGGUAGUGCGCAAAACAGACGUCAACAUCUUCCUCUGGACACUAGUCAUGUUCUUCGCGCUCAACAUCGACCGGGGCAACCUGUCCAACGCCGUGGCCGACAACCUGCUCGACGACAUACACAUCACGACCAACGACUACAACAACGCGCAGAACCUGUACCGGGCAGGCUUUCUGCUGGCCGAAAUCCCCUCCCAGAUGCUCGGCAAGAAGCUGGGCCCCGACCGCUGGAUCCCCGCCCAGAUCGUGCUCUGGAGCAUCGCGUCGGGCGCGCAGUUCUUCAUGCGCGGCCGCGCGGCCUUCUUUGCGUGCCGCUUCUUCAUCGGCAUCUUCAUGGGCGGCUUCAUCCCCGACGCCGUGCUCUACCUGUCGUAUUUUUACAAGACGAACGAAAUGGCGCUCCGCCUCGCGCUGUUCUGGUUCACGGAUGCGAUGGCCGGCGUCAUUGCCUCGUUCCUCGCGUACGGCGUGCUGCACAUGCGCGGCGUCGCGGGCCGCGCGGGCUGGCGCUGGCUGUUCCUCAUCGAAGCGCUCAUCAGCCUCGGCGUCGGGGCGCUGAGCUUCGCGUUCCUAGUGCCUGGGCCGACGCAGACGGCGAAAACGUGGGUAUUCCGGAACGGGUACUUCAGUGCGCGCGAAGAAAAGGUCAUCGUAAACAGGGUGCUGCGCGACGACCCCUCAAAGGGCGACAUGCACAACCGACAGGCCAUCACACUGCCCAUGCUCGUCCGCAGCCUCGCCGACUACGACCUCUGGCCCGUGUACGCGAUAGGCGUCCUGUUCGAGAUCCCCGCCGCGCCGCCAAAAGCCUACCUCUCGCUGACGCUGAAAGCGCUGGGCUUCUCGACGUUCGAGACGACGCUGCUCGGCAUCCCGGCCACGGUGCUCGCCGCCCUGACCAUGCUGCUGGCGACGCACCUCGCCGAGCGCUGCGGCCAGAUCGCGCUCGUUGGCCUGCUGGCCCAGGCGUGGGUCCUGCCGCUGCUGGUGCUCGAGUACACGUCCGCGGGCACGCUGCCCUACUGGGGGCAGUACGGCGCCCUGCUCGUGCUCCUCGCCAUGCCGUCCCUGCAUGCCGCGCAGGUGGGCUGGUGCUCGCGGCUGAGCGGCACGGUGCGCACGCGGGCGGUGGGUGCCGCCGUGUACAACAUCACCGUCCAACUAUCGGGCAUCGCGUCGUCAAACAUCUAUCGCGCGGACGACAAGCCGCUGUAUCGCCGCGGGAAUAGAGAGCUUAUUGCCAUCAAUGUCGCGGCGAUGGUGGCGUAUGCGCUUGCGAAAGGGUAUUAUCUUUGCCGGAACAGGCACAAGCUGCGCCGCUGGAACGGUAUGAGUAAGAGGGAGCAGCAGCACUAUUUGGCGACGACAGCGGAUCAGGGGAAUAAGCGGCUGGACUUUUUGUUUGAUUCUUGA